AUGGCCGGUACCGGGCCCAAAUACACCCCUCCGGCGUCCCCCACUGCGUCAUUUUACGACAUCAGUGACCAGGAUGAGGGCGACUACAGCACUAUCUCCCACCUUCAGACUCGGAGAGGGGUGAAGCUCUUAUUCUCGAAGAGCAAGGUCUAUGUUCAUCCCACUCCGUCGUCCAAAGAUAACAUCCCCGGGUUUAUCGCCCUAAUCCAACAAAGACCCUUGGCUCCUUUAGGGGAGUCUCGAUCUGCGAGUCCGCCAAAUAACUCUGAUACUUCCUCCUAUCUCCUGGCCUGGGUUCCCGAGUCUUCCCUGGGCGACGCGUACAGUACCUAUGUCAAGGUUGAUCUGUCAGAUGACUCCUCGGAGCCGCGACAAAAGUACCUAGUGCCUCCACUUCCCACGACGACGAAUUACAAGGACACGAUUGGACUCUAUGCUUUUGCCGUGCCGUUAUCCGAAGUCUACUCGUUGCUCGUGCGCCCUCCAAGUUUGGGGUGGUGGUUCGGUAGCCUCGUGAUCAAUACCCGGGCCGGCGAUAGCUUCCCCGCGCUCUUCUUCCAUGACACAGAAUGCGAGUCGACUAUUUUACAAAAGAAGAGGAGGACCCGGGAGAACUUUGACCCAUUCGGGGAAGAUGGAAAUGUUUUCUGGGGCGGCGAUGAGGUUUUGCGCUGGCUGCGGAAGUAUGUGGAGGUACAACGCUCUGCCGUUGACCAUAGCGUCUACCUGAUCAACCCAUCCGACGAGGACCGACUUUCGUUUGGAAAACCUCUCACGGCUGGUGGGUCGGUUCCAAAAGGUCGGGGCCAGCCUGCGAACCCGACCCAAGCGAGUGAAAGCACUCCACAUGACGCGGGGAUGGACCCUUUUACCAAGGCCCUCAAGGAGACCCGGUGGAAGGUCCUUGAGCAACUAAGCAAGAUUACCACAUACACACGGCGAACCGCCAACGACAUUGCCGAUAAUCAAAUGAUCCCACCGCAGGUCCGUCGCCUGAUGAAAACCCCAGAGAUCCAAACGCUACAGGAUGAAUUCGACAGCGCUAGGAUUUAUCUUGCCCGGUGGGCCAUGAGCCUCUCAGAGCAGAGUGAGCGGGAGAAGAACCAGCGGAUAUGGACCGCGAAAGAUGUCUUGGAGAUGGAAAACAGCUCGGUGGGCGAUUUCGAGAUUCUAGACAUGGAGACGGGGAUGUUGUCGAUCAACGACCGGCGCAAGGUUCUUACUUUGGAGGAAUGGGAACAGUUUUUUGAACCGAAUACCGGCCGACUGCAAGUGACAGUGGACGAGGUCAAGGAGAGAAUCUUUCACGGCGGUUUAGAACCUAAUGAUGGCGUUCGGAAAGAAGCCUGGCUCUUCCUCCUCGGGGUGUACACUUGGGACAGUAGUCGCGACGAGCGGCAAGCGUUGAUGAAUUCCAAGCGCGACGAGUACAUUCGAUUGAAGGGCGCCUGGUGGGAGAGGAUGAUCGAUGGUUCUUCGGAUCCGGAGCAGCACGACUAUUGGAAGGAACAGCGGAAUCGCAUCGAGAAGGAUGUCCACCGUACUGAUCGUACGAUCCCCCUCUUCGCAGGGGAAGACAUCCCCCAUCCCGAUCCUGACUCUCCAUUUGCAGAUGUCGGAACCAACGUGCAUCUCGAGCAGAUGAAAGAUAUGCUCCUGACGUACAAUGAGUACAAUCCUGAUCUAGGCUACGUCCAGGGUAUGAGUGACAUGCUGGCGCCUAUAUAUGCGGUAAUGCAGGACGAUGCCGUGGCAUUCUGGGGGUUUGUCGGAUUCAUGGACCGGAUGGAGCGCAAUUUCCUCCGUGACCAGUCCGGCAUGCGGGCGCAACUUCUGACCCUAGACCACCUUGUUCAACUUAUGGAUCCCCAGCUCUAUCUCCACCUCCAGUCUGCCGACAGCACGAAUUUCUUCUUCUUCUUCCGCAUGUUCCUAGUCUGGUACAAGCGCGAGUUCGAGUGGUGCGACGUCCUGCGCCUCUGGGAGGCUCUAUGGACCGAUUACCUCUCCAGCAGCUUUCACCUAUUCAUUGCCAUGGCAAUCCUGGAGAAGCACCGCGACGUAAUCAUGGACCACCUGAAGCACUUUGAUGAGGUCCUCAAGUACAUCAACGAACUCUCCAACACCAUGGAACUCGUCCCGAUCCUCACCCGCGCGGAGUCCAUCUUCCACCGUUUCGAGCGCGCCGUCCAAGCCAUCGACAAGAAAAACAACUUCCCUGCCCACGCCCCCGCCGAAUCCAACAAAGGCAAGUCGCCUCAGCGACCGCCCCGCACCACCGGCCACAGCAGUAGCGUCAACGCGGGGCCUUCCAAGUCAGGCCCGAAGGACGAGUCAAAGCCAGCGGUCAUCUCGCCGGAGCUCAGAGACUUACUCCGCAAGGACUUUUUCUGGAAGACUCCGUCAUCGGAACCGUCUUAG
Aspergillus campestris IBT 28561 is the source of this 2421-nucleotide messenger RNA. RefSeq names its product GTPase-activating protein GYP7. NCBI's taxonomy places the organism in Eukaryota, Fungi, Ascomycota, Eurotiomycetes, Eurotiales, Aspergillaceae. Gene Ontology annotation, molecular function: GTPase activator activity. Gene Ontology annotation, biological process: activation of GTPase activity. Bases 1 to 2421 code for a protein of 806 amino acids. The record is from RefSeq and is a predicted model, not a curated record. The transcript has 6 exons.